AUGGCUUCCGAUGCAACAGGCUCGCGAGGCGAGCUCUAUGACUCCACUAUGACUGUACCCUCCGACUCGGAGAACUACUCGGCCAACCACGAACUGUCUUCGUCUACUUCGAGCUCUCCUAUGAUCCUCUAUAAGCCUCCAUCUAUCUGGGGUAUUCUUCGCGGCGCAGCGAUCAACCUCUUUCUCCCCUUUGUUAAUGGUCUGAUGCUUGGGUUUGGUGAGCUCUUUGCCCAUGAGGCGGCCUUCCGUCUUGGAUGGUCCAACACCAAGAUCUUUCCAGCAUACCGCAGAUCUCAUGCCAUGGGUCCUGGAGUCGAAGUUCGAGAGCUUCCCUCGGAGCGGAGGCGGACCUACGCCGGUUUGAAUGACACUGCUUCUCUCGAGUAA
Penicillium pulvis is the source of this 387-nucleotide messenger RNA. Its product is annotated as TOM13-domain-containing protein. The coding region runs from base 1 to 387 and encodes 128 amino acids. The transcript is spliced from 2 exons. Gene Ontology annotation, biological process: protein insertion into mitochondrial outer membrane; mitochondrial outer membrane translocase complex assembly. Lineage: Eukaryota; Fungi; Ascomycota; Eurotiomycetes; Eurotiales; Aspergillaceae. Gene Ontology annotation, cellular component: mitochondrial outer membrane. The record is from RefSeq and is a predicted model, not a curated record.